This is a messenger RNA of Pestalotiopsis fici W106-1, 591 nucleotides long. RefSeq lists its product as uncharacterized. The transcript is spliced from 2 exons. The record is from RefSeq and is a predicted model, not a curated record. Lineage: Eukaryota; Fungi; Ascomycota; Sordariomycetes; Amphisphaeriales; Sporocadaceae. The coding region runs from base 1 to 591 and encodes 196 amino acids.
AUGAAGUCCUACGUCCAUAUCCUGUUGACGGCAGCUGGAGUUGCGGCUUACCCGGCGCCGCCAGGCUCCUGGACAGCUACAAUUGCAAGCCAGCCCGGCUCUGUCACGAAGUUGCCGGCCGAGUUGGAGGGCGCCAGUAUCCAGGCCAAUGGCGGUUCUUUCUGGGUUGGCAAAGCGCCAUCGUCCUCGUGUCCACAGCAAGAUAUAGGGACAUACUGCGAUAACUUUCCCGGAAACGCAACUGUCUUUGUUGGCGCCAACAGCGUCACGUCCACGAGCUCUGUCUACUUGAACGUGGGAGCACCCGGUCAACAACAAGUCUACAUCACUUGGGAUAAUGCCUUGGCUUACAACUCGCCUGAUUCCACUUGUUCCCCCGAAGGCAUCAUCACUGCAAGCUUUGGGCGCGACAAACCCAAGAAUGGAACUUCCUUCUUGUUUACUGAGACUGGUGAUUUUGAAGCCUGUCCGGGCGGCGAGGACGGCGUCUAUUCGCUAUAUGUACAUACAGAGCAGUCGAAACAGGAAGGGUGCACUAGGGUCGUGGUAUACACAACAGCCGCCAGCGGCGCUAUGGCGUGGCAGUAUUAA